AUGUCGAUCAGAUUCCACAAAGGACCAUCCAUCAUUACGCUCUUCCACGACUCGACGUCAUCAACCUCGAAGCAAGUCCUCCAACUGCUUUCCUCUUACAACAGCAACCCCCACCAACCCACUCCCGCCGCCACCAGCAGCUCGUCCGCACCUGGUUCGCACGGUGAAUCAUGCAUCGUCGAAGCACACGGCUCAGGCGCAGACGUCAACGCAUACCUGCGUCAAGCAGCUUCCGAUCCCCCCCGCUCCCCCCUCAUCCAACUCGAAGUCGUCGAUCGUAAAUCAAACCCUCCCACGCCAGAUCAGAUGAGAAGCAUCGUCGACUACCUCGUCGCAGACACUAGCGAUACCCAACAAAAGGAAAAGAAAUACACCACAACAGGUUUCGACCUCAACGAACACGAAAGGAGAAAGUUGGCGCUUAAGAAACAUUUGAAAGACGACCCAACAGGUGCAAGUGGUAUGCCAAAGAUCAAAGACGGUCCACUGGUCGUCAAUUGGGAUGAGGGAAUCGCAGCUACCGAUCUGCAGGGCGUUAAGGAUAUGCUCAAGAGGUUGCAGGAGGAUGCACGUGCCGAGGGCAAGAAGGAUCCUGAAAAGGGUUGUGUCAUUUGUUGA
Pseudozyma hubeiensis SY62 is the source of this 618-nucleotide messenger RNA. RefSeq lists its product as hypothetical. Gene Ontology annotation, molecular function: oxidoreductase activity. The transcript has 2 exons. Gene Ontology annotation, cellular component: mitochondrion. Lineage: Eukaryota; Fungi; Basidiomycota; Ustilaginomycetes; Ustilaginales; Ustilaginaceae. The record is from RefSeq and is a predicted model, not a curated record. Bases 1 to 618 code for a protein of 205 amino acids.